UAAGGUAAAGAAGAUGAUGCAAGCCCAAGUUAUUUCUGCUGUCGUGAAUCCAAUAUCUAAAACAAUAAACUGUGGACAGAAAUAUAUAUUCGAUCUCGAAUAUGUUACUAAUGAAAGUCUGUGUGUUUCUGUUGUAAAUACGAAAGACAUCGCUUCUUUUCGUAAGUUCGACAAUGGUUCUUUUCGAUUUUUUUCUACUCGUGCCUCCUAUUUAUGUUUUGUGAGAUCUGGUGGUAUUGAGUAUUUCAUAUUUUCGGAAAACGGAUAUUUGUAUUGUUGGAAAGCUGGUAGUCAUGAACAAAAGCCUGUUAACUAUUGGUGUCUAGCAGAUUCUGAAUUAUGGAAAGGCUACGCACCUAAUGGAAUCGCAUCCUGCAAAUCAGGAGGAAUUUUGGUUUCUCUGUGGAACAAACAAAUGCUCGAACGUUCUCUAGGUAAAGUUAUCAAGCUGUCUCUGAAUGAUCAUAUUAUACGUUUGGAAAUAGAAAUCGACAAAAAUCGUCCACUCUUUACAUGUCCAACCUACAUAACAGAAAACGGUAAUGAAGACGUAUGCGUUUCUGAUGUGAACGCGGUAGUUGUCACUGACGCAGGAGGUUUACUAAGAUUUCGAUACAAAGGACUGUCAGAUGAUUCUCAGUUUGACCCCUACGGUAUCUGCAGUGAUUCUCAGAACAACAUUAUUAUAGCAGACAUGAUGAAAAACCGAAUUCAUAUGAUUGACCAAAAUGGCGAAUUUCUUCACUAUAUUCAAUACAGAGAUAUGAACAGGCCACGUGCUCUCUGUAUAGACGAGGAUGAUAACCUGUAUGUCGGAGAAUGGUCUUCUGAAGAAAUCAAAGUCCUCUCACGCCAAUGAUGUAAAGAAAAAAAAAAGAAUUUUUAUAAGAAGGUGGUUGACGUUAUUAAUAUACG
Molecule: messenger RNA, 915 nt
Organism: Saccostrea echinata
Lineage: Eukaryota; Metazoa; Mollusca; Bivalvia; Ostreida; Ostreidae
Exons: 1
Coding region: 14-859 (281 amino acids)
Source: RefSeq, a predicted model, not a curated record